Messenger RNA from Impatiens glandulifera, 973 nucleotides. Its product is annotated as protein pxr1. NCBI's taxonomy places the organism in Eukaryota, Viridiplantae, Streptophyta, Magnoliopsida, Ericales, Balsaminaceae. The record is from RefSeq and is a predicted model, not a curated record. The transcript has 4 exons. Bases 54 to 698 code for a protein of 214 amino acids.
UCUGUCUGCUAAAGUUUCGAGAGUAUUAUCAGGGGGAGUCAAUACGUACGACAAUGGCCGCGGACACCAAAUCUUCGAUUGCUAAGGUGAAACCCAGCAGCCAACAACCAGGAGGAGGAUCUUCCUCAAAGCCCAAGCUCGAUUCAUCUCUCGCCAAGAAGAAAACAGUCGAGAGUUCGUCCAAGAAGCCGAUUUCUGAUCCAAAGGUUAAAUCUAUUACUACCCCUCCUCCGGUUACCAAAACUGAGGUAAAGGUGAAGGUAACAUCGACUUCAUCCAAGUCAACUACGAAAACAACAACUUUGGUUAAGACAAAAGAGAAGAGAGAGAAGAAAGUUUACAGCUUGUCAGGCCAGAAGUUUGAUGUUCCAGAAGAGAGAGAACCCCUGAGGAUAUUUUACGAAUCACUAUCAGAACAGAUUCCAUCAAGUGAAAUGGCUGAGUUUUGGUUAAUGGAACAUGGAUUGUUAUCCCCAGAAAGAGCAAAGAAGGUGUAUGCUAAGAAACAGACAAAACAGAAGCAGAUUCGGACAGGAACUCCCACAAAAACUCCACAAGCGAGUAAACCCGAGAGCUCAAGAAAACCAAAGCAAGUCUCAAACAACAACACCGACAGUAAAUCCAAGAAAAAAAUAACCAAAUACAGCGACGACGACGAUGAAGAUGAUUUUGUCUUAAGCAAGAGAAGGAAAGUGUAGGAAUGGAAGAAAAAGCCCUUUUAAUGUGUUAAGGUAUUUGUUUUCAUUUUGCAUCAUUAGAUUAAAAACAAAAACUACAAUGAAGACAUUAAAAUCCUAUAACCCAUGAUGUUAUAAAAAAUUCGAUAUGCGUAACUUUUUUUUUUUUUUUUUACUUAUGUUUCAUUGAAGAACUAUUAUUAGUUUUGGAUUAAGACAUGGGUAUGGGCAUUGGCAGCUGUAACAAUGAAUUGGACCAUUUGAAAUUGAAUUUUCCUUAACUUUGUUGGUCCACA